AUGGACGUGUCUCAGCAGGAGCGGAGCUCUUCCUUCCUCCACCACACCGUCACAGGAGCUCUUCAUCAUCCAGUCCAGGCACUUAUCGUUCUCCUCUUCGUCGUCGCCGUUGCCACGCGCGUCGUCACGGGACUCCAAUACCGCGCUACGGUGUCGAAUCAGCCACAGGGGAACAGUCCGCGAACUGUGCCUAUUCUUCCGUAUUGGAUCCCAUGGAUCGGCCAUGCGAUCAACUUUGCCGCAGGGGGCACGACUUUCUUGACCGCCGCAGCCCGGUCACUCGGAGGCAAUGGCUCCAUCUACGCCCUCUGGAUGGCGAAUUCCAAACACAACGUUGUCACGGUUCCUAGUCUGGCGAAACAAAUCUUGAUGGACAGGAGCAGCCCCAUCACCAUGGAGGAUUUCAUCUAUCAUGUCAUGAAGACCUUCUGGGGCGAUGGCGGUGCGAUCAGAGCCAUCGAUCCGGCUCACCUGUGGGGCAACAUCCACGGAGUCCUGUCCGGCAUGUUGCGCGAGAGUUUCGUCACUACGGCCAUCAAGGUUACCGUCGACAUGGUCCAGGAAAGGACGUGGAAUAUGAUCUCGGGCGCAGUGAGUCCUGUCGACCAGAGUAUUUGGGAACGCCAGGGGAAUGUCGAGAUUCUGUCCAAGGGGAAGAGCGACGGGGAUUUCAUCGCCGAAGCCAGUCUUAUGCCCCUGAUAAGGUAUUUCGUGGGCGACAUUGCCACCACGGUACUGUUCGGGAAGGACUUUAUGGAGAAUAACCCGAACAUCAUGCCGGACCUGUGGCAGAUGGAUACGCGGUUCAAUCUCUUCUUGACCGGCGCACCGAGCUGGUUUCCUGGAAUGGGGGGGCCAGCGAAAGCAAGAGAACGGAUCGUCCAGGCCAUUGACGAACAUCAUCAGGCAUUGUUCAAGUAUCUCGACGGUCAGGACCCCGGGCCAAGGUGGAGUGACAUGUCUGAUGUCUCUUCCGUGAUUAUUGAUCGUGCGCAAGCGUUCCGGGCGGCAGGAUCUUCGCCUAGAGGAUGGGCGACGGGCAACGGAGCGCUUCUGUGGGCCAUGAACAUCAAUGCAAAUGCCGUGAUCUUCUGGAUGGUAUGGUAUGUCUUCUCGACCCCGUCGUUGCUCCAAGAGGUUCGGCGCGAGAUUACUCCCUACGUGCGCUUUCACCAGCCGGCCGCGACAGGGCUUCCAAUCAAGGAACAACCGAAGCUUGAAAUCGACGUCGCUGCUCUGUGGGGUAAAUGUCCUCUUCUGAAAGGGGCGUUCUUCGAGGCAAUGCGCCUGGAAGCUCCCAGCAUGUCAUACAAGAUGGUCGAGGACGACUUUGUGGUCUACGAGGACGAGAAAGAUGCGAGCAACUUGGGCAAGAAGGAGCCUCAGAGCUGGCUGCUGAAGAAGGGCGAACUGAUCUGCAUUCCACACGGGGUCCAUCAGAGCGACGAGAAAUACUUCCGCGACCCCGAGCGAUUCGACCCCAGACGGUUCUGGGCCAAGGAAAGCCACGCAACAGAGAAGGGUCAGAAUGGUCAUGUCAACGGUGCCACGGAAGACGAAGCCGAGGUCAGAGUGGAGUACAAGACGAUGAAAGUCUGGGGAGGCGGCAAGCAGAUGUGUAAAGGCAAGACCUUCGCCGAGAGGGAAGUCGUCCUGUUCGGAGCCGCGAUCAUCAUGCAGUGGGAUAUCGAGCCCGUCGACAAUGGCGGGAAGUGGGUGCACCCAGGUCGCAUAGUCGGCGCCGGUGCGAUGAACCCAAAGCAUGACGUGCGGGUUCGUAUGAGGCGGAGGGAGGGAUGGUAG
Molecule: messenger RNA, 1803 nt
Organism: Cladophialophora carrionii CBS 160.54
Lineage: Eukaryota; Fungi; Ascomycota; Eurotiomycetes; Chaetothyriales; Herpotrichiellaceae
Exons: 1
Coding region: 1-1803 (600 amino acids)
Molecular function (GO): iron ion binding; oxidoreductase activity, acting on paired donors, with incorporation or reduction of molecular oxygen; monooxygenase activity
Source: RefSeq, a predicted model, not a curated record